Messenger RNA from Leptonychotes weddellii (Weddell seal), 3429 nucleotides. NCBI's taxonomy places the organism in Eukaryota, Metazoa, Chordata, Mammalia, Carnivora, Phocidae. The record is from RefSeq and is a predicted model, not a curated record.
GUAAUCUAUCUGAGUGUGACAAGGCAGACAAAGCAGAGCUGGCAAGUCAUAGAUAAAUAUGUGAUGGAUUUUGUAAAAUGGAUGCUUUUUCUCCCUUGGUCCUUUUAGGCCAAAAAGGUCAUUUGGUAAAUUGAUGUUCAGCACAGGUAGGAGAAGAAUAGGUAUUAGGAAUAAGUAGGGAAUCAGUAGUUCAAAAGUGAGGAUGUGGUAAAGGUAGAUGCAAGGGAAGUAUCGCCUUUUCAGCCCCUAUUAUUGAUCCACUGCCCACUAAAUAGCAUAAAGACAUUAAGGGAGAACUGAAUUUAGUGAAGGUUUCCUUUUUUCCACUGACCAUAUGUAGGGGAAGAGUUAGGGUUAUAUAGGAAAACACUGACUAUUGAAAAGUAUUCACAGAACUCUAAUGUGUCUGUGUAACUUAUUCAAAGAUAUACUAGAGGAAAUCACUAUACUGUUACUCCAAGGAAUGAAUGGACAGUAUGACUAAUUUUGCAAGGCUACUGAGACCGGCACUUUCGGUUUUUUCUUUGGAGCAGUAAUUAUAAAGUGGACUGUGCGUGUCACAAGGGGAACCGGAAUUGCCCUAUACAGAAAAGGAAUCCCAAUGCUGCAGAAUCACCACUCCCACCUCCUCCAAGCUUACCCACCAUCGGAGCAGAGACAAGACGUAGGAAAGCACGACGGAAAGAGCUAGAGAUGGAGCAGCAGAAUGAGGCUCCAGAAGAGGAUAACAAUCAGCAACCAGAACAAGUUCCUGAGAAAGCAGCUGUGUCCAGUGACCAUGAGGAAAUAGACAAUCCAGAAGAAAAAGCAGAAGAAGAGAAAGAAGAGGUUACAGAUGACCAGGAGAACCCAGCUUAUAGCAGAAGGACCCGGGAAGAUAGGAAGGUCGAAGCCAUCAUGCAUGCUUUUGAAAACUUAGAGAAAAGAAAGAAGCGGCGGGAUCAUCAGCCCUUGGAACAAAACAGCUCUGACAUAGAGAUUACUACCACUACUUCAGAGGUCCCUGUGGGAGAAGAGGCAAAAACUGAAGCCCCUGAACCCGAAGUUAGCAACCCUGCUUCAAACAUGGCCAUCCCAAGCACCCCACAGAGUGUUGGAGUGAACACCCGGAGGUCUUCCCAAGCAGGGGAUGUUGCUGCAGAAAAACCAGUCCCCAAGCCACCUCCAGCAAAGCCUUCUAGGCCCCGACCGAAGAGUCGAAUUUCUCGGUACCGGACCAGUUCAGCCCAAAGACUAAAGCGUCAGAAGCAGGCCAUUGCACAACAGGCGGAGUUGUCACAAGCUGCCUUGGAAGAGGGAGGAAAUAACAGCUCUGUAACUCCUACUGAAGCUGGAAAUAUAGACAGUUCAGGAGAAAACAGGCUAUUAAUGGGGUCUGACCCAACUGUAGUAUCAGUUACUGGAUCCCAUGUCAACCGUGCUGCACCUAAAUACCCCAAAACCAAAAAGUAUCUAGUUACAGAAUGGUUGAAUGACAAAGCAGAGAAGCAAGAAUGCCCUGUUGAGUGCCCUUUACGUAUCACCACGGAUCCAACUGUACUGGCAACAACCCUGAACAUGUUACCUGGUCUUAUCCAUUCCCCAUUAAUUUGCACCACCCCCAAACACUACAUUCGCUUUGGCUCACCCUUUAUCCCUGAGAGACGUCGAAGGCCCCUUCUGCCUGAUGGCACCUUCAGCUCCUGUAAAAAGCGCUGGAUAAAGCAAGCCUUGGAAGAAGGGAUGACUCAAACAUCAUCUGUACCCCAAGAGACUAGAACUCAGCACCUAUACCAAAGUAAUGAGAAUAGUAACUCUUCUAGUAUCUGCAAAGACAAUGCAGACUUGUUGAGCCCAUUAAAGAAAUGGAAGUCUCGCUAUCUGAUGGAACAGAAUGUCACCAAGUUACUGCGGCCUCUUUCUCCAGUCACACCACCCCCUCCCAAUCCAGGCUCAAAGAGCCCCUCCCUGACCACACCUGGCCCAUCUCACCCAGAAGAGGAGUGUCGAAAUGGAUACAGCCUCAUGUUCUCACCAGUCACGUCUCUUACUACUGCUAGUCGCUGCAAUACUCCUCUGCAGUUUGAGAACAUAUCCUCCCCUGAGAGUUCCCCUGCGAAUAGGCCCGAGUCCCUGUCACCCGAGCUUUGUCACCGGAAAGACCUGGACUUGACAAAAGUAGGCUACCUUGACUCCAACACUAACAGCUGUGCUGACAGACCUUCCCUGAUCAACUCAGGUCCUUCUGACCUGGCUCCUCAUCCCUCUAUCGGAACCCCCUCUGAGACUGGCUUUUCAAGCAGGAGUGGAGAUGGACAUCAGACCCUUGCAAGGAACUCGGACCAGGCAUUUCGGACAGAGUUUAACUUAAUGUACGCCUACUCCCCAUUGAACGCUAUGCCUCGAGCAGAUGGAUUAUAUCGAGGGUCUCCCCUAGUAGGGGAUAGGAAGCCUUUACAUUUGGACGGGGGAUAUUGUUCCCCUGCAGAAGGGUUUCCCAGCAGAUAUGAACAUGGUUUUAUGAAAGACCUCUCUCGUGGAUCCAUGUCACCUGGUGGUGAAAGGGCUUGUGAAGGAGUCCCAUCUGCCCCCCAGAACCCACCGCAGAGGAAAAAGGUAUCCCUCCUGGAGUACCGAAAACGGAAACAAGAAGCCAAGGAGAAUUCGGCUGGUGGGGGAGGUGACUCUGCACAGAGCAAAAGCAAGUCUGCAGGAGCUGGGCAAGGCAGCAGCAACUCACUUUCUGACACUGGUGCCCAUGGUGUGCAGGGAUCCUCAAUCCGAACUCCAUCUUCCCCUCACAAAAAAUUCUCCCCAUCUCAUUCCUCUGUGUCCCAUAUGGAGGCGGUAAGCCCAUCAGAUUCCAGAGGCACUUCAUCUCACUGCAGACCUCAAGAGAAUAUCAGCAGUAGGUGGAUGGUUCCCACGUCAGUGGAACGACUCCGAGAAGGAGGGAGCAUCCCCAAGGUCCUCCGAAGCAGUGUGAGGGUGGCCCAAAAAGGAGAGCCUUCUCCCACGUGGGAGAGUAACAUCACAGAAAAAGACUCAGGUGAGCCCAUGGCCUUCUGCUGCCAGCCAGGUUUAGGAACACACGAGCCAGGCUCUAUACUAAGUGCUCACCAAAUGCUGGACUGAGGUGAGUCAGUUUCUUACGCAGUUGGGCUCCACUGGAGGGAAGGUUCCAGGUCAGUCUUGCUUCCACUGUUCUGGGCUAUAGCAUUCCUAAGAUCUUGCAUCCAUUAAGUGUUCUCUUUCUUUCUCUCUCUGUCCCUCCCUCCCUCUCUCCCUUUCUCUCUCUCUACCUCUCUGUCCCCCCUCUUUCUCUCUCUCCCUCUCUCUCCCUUUUUUCCCAAGAGAUACCUUCUGUAACUCUUCUCUGCAAAGGCCUGGAAAUCCAUUUUGAUGAAGGAUGAAGAGAAUGAGACAGGAAUCAGACAGGCAUUUAAAACA